GCCCCCUCCACCUGCUGCCGCUGCGCCAUCGCCGGCUGGGGGAGCCGCGCCCGCUCGUCCCCGCGGGGCCCCUUUGUGCUGCUGCUCCAGAGCUGCCUCAGCCCGGCGGCGGCUGCGUCACGGCCCCGGCGCUGCGGCCGCCCAGAGCCACCCGCGGAGGGAGAGCCGCCGCCUCGCCCCCCGCUCCGCCAUCGCCGCGCGGCCGCGGCCGAACGACGCGCCCUGAGGCAGGGCCGGCAGCCGCGGCGAAGGUAUUUCGGGUCCCCCGAGGUCUGGGAAAAUAUCUGGUUUCUGAUAUUUUGCAUUUCUGUGCGUGUCUGCCUGUGUGUGCCAGCAGAAAAUCCCUCUAUCCUGGAAGAAUGGUGAAACUGGGGAAUAAUUUCAGCGAGAAGAGCACAAAGCAGCCCCUUUUGGAGGAUGGAUUUGACACCAUCCCCCUGAUCACACCCCUGGAUGUCAAUCAGCUCCAGUUCCCACCUCCUGAUAAGGUUGUGGUCAAAACAAAAACAGAAUAUGAACCUGAUCGCAAGAAGGGAAAGUUCCGUACUCCGAAAAUAGCUGAAUUCACAAUCAGCAUCACUGAAGGGGUUUCAGAAAGAUUUAAGGUAACUGUGCUGGUCCUUUUUGCCCUUGCAUUCUUAACGUGUGUCGUAUUUCUGGUAGUCUACAAGGUUUACAAGUAUGAUCAUACCUGUCCAGAAGGAUUUGUUUUCAAGAAUAAUCAGUGCAUUCCAGCUGGGUUGGAAAACUACUACUCUGAACAAGACUCCAGUGCUCGAGGGAAAUUUUACACAGUCAUAAACCACUACAACCUGGCCAAACAAACCAUCACGCGCUCCGUGUCCCCGUGGAUGACAGUACUGUCAGAAGAGAAACUGUCUGAACAGGAGACUGAAGCUGCUGAGAAAUCAGCUUAGUAUGAUAAGCUAAUUAUUAAAACUAUGUCAUUUGAAGGUAACUAAGGGACUUCAAGGAACUUUUCAUUAAAUAUAAUUAUGGAUAAUUUAGAGGUUACUCAUGUUUAUGGUGUAACUGCUUCUGUUUGCUGAUACUGCUUUGCAAAAAAAAAAAAAGAAAAAAACUGAAAACAAAAAUUUGCUGCAGAACAUUCAUGGGCAUAACCCCAGGUGCAUAUCAGCAUUGCUGUAGAGCUUUGACACCAUUUUCAAUGUUAAAAAAAAAUCCAAUGUUAGAUAUGUUCUUGCAGUUUAUUGGAUACUGAUAGAUUUUGUCACUGGAUUUUCAGGACUUGGACCUUAGAUAAAUCAUGUGUUCUGUUGUCUGAACAGAUACUGAAUUUAUUAAGUUUUUGAAUUCUUUGUCAUUUUGCAAACUGAAACACCCCAGCCAUAACUAGAGUGAUCUCUUGUUUAGCUGAAAGCUGUAAGUGAUGUUUAGGUUGGGCUCAAGCAAGAAUGAUAGUCAGCACUGACAUCGCGGCGUAAUGUAAUGACUUGUAUGGAGAAAGAAUCUGUCAGGUCACAUUUUUCCUUACAUUUCCUUUACUGUUUUUUGUGAUAAUGAAGUUCUCUGCAACAAGGCAUGCUCAAUGUUUUCUUAUUGCUGUCAACAGGAUUUAACUGCAUUUCCACUGUGGCUUUAGCAUCUUGGUAAGGAUGUGCACUGAAACACAAACUAGAUAUUAUGGAACACAGGCAGUUUUAGUGGUGGGUGUUGAGGAUAGUGUAAAAAAUACACAGUUCAGGAUGUUCUAAUGAGAAAUUACAUCUUUUGAUCAUACUAAAGAGGCAGAAAGCCUGUUCACAGUACAUGUAGUCCACUAUGUCAUUUGUUGGAUACAGCUGAAGGAGUAAUGUCUAAAUUUCCUCCUGUAUGACAUUCACAUUUCCCCUUUUUAUAAGUUAGAAAGAACUUUCUGUUUAUGUAUGGCUUGCAGUUGAUACUUUUUAAAACAUGGAGCAUCACAAGUGAAACAGUAGCCUAUUAGAUACCACAACUGGCUGUUAGAGCUCCAUGAGAAAGGGAGUGAAGAGUAGAACUGUUUGUGUAUGGCUUGGGAGGGGAAAAGACAUAGAAGAACAUAGUAUGGUGGAUGCACGUUAAAGUUCCAUUGUAAUUACAAACUUACCUAUUCUUUGUGUGAAAUCAUGUUUUCAUUUUUAUUAUAAAUCUUAAAUAUACAUUAUAUAAAGACAUCUUAUUAAUUUAACAUACAAAAGUGUGUGAAGCAUCUGAGCAAGUUGCCUUUUUUUUCAUGUAACUUGAAUGGGACAAGGGAGAGUGGACAUGUCAAAAGUUCCUUUUUUUUGGUAGAGUCUGUACAAAAAUUAAGGGAAAACAUCAGUAUAGGCUGUUUCUCAAGCUCUGUAGUAGAAUAAAUGUGGUCAGCUCUAUGUCUGUUUUUCUCCAGCAGAAGCCUGUCAUCCCAAUACAGCAAAAAUAACCAUUAUGACUCAAUGCUCUAAAUUCGAUAGGAAAUGUGCAUUACACAGUGCAGCUGUAAAAGGCUUUUUAUUAAGUCAUCAUGGUAUGUGGAAUGCCUAAGAAGCAAUAAACUACGUGCCAAAUUUUUCUUUGCAUUUAAAAAUAUCAAGUUUAUGUUAAGAUCUUUAAACCAUACCUUGUUUGCAUUUCCUAACAGGCAUCUGCUUUACUGAAUAUAAUUAAUUCACAUGAAACUUUUGACAUUUUCACUCUGUGCAGAGUAAAGAAUAAGAAUGAUGCCUAUUGCAUAAAAUGUAUAGAAAUAUACAUUCAGAAGAGAGAUGGGAAAACACACACAUUUCAUAUCUAUGUACUUGUAGAGAACAUUCAGAUUUUACAAGAUGGAAAGGUCUGUUUCCCAAGACUGUCCUAAAUAGAAAUGAUUCACGAUACAUAUCCUCCCCUUAAAUUUAGGACAAUAAAAACUUUAAUGCAUAAGUAAAUACUGAUGAGAAACAACUUCUUUUUCUCCUCAUAACAAUAAAAUUAGUAAGCCUUACAAUCUAGGAGAAACAGAUUGUUUAUGCUUCUUGAAGUCAAAAUCAUUUUCCCUCUAAUUUAUCAGGAGGGAGUUUAUUGAGUCUUAUUUAGACUUGAUUUUGAGACCUUUUUUUAGUUAACAAAUUGCUCCCAGUUUUGGUAGUUUGAAGAGUUUAAUUGUCUAUCCUUUGGCUUUGUUCCAGCAUCCCAGAACAUCUGUUUCACUGCACAAUCUGUUUGCGUUGUAUUCUCUCUUUUCACUUACAAGUAAAGCUCUUUUGUUGACUCAUUAUUAUUAGUACCAUUAGAUCAAGCUGAUUUCUGAGUUAAGUAGUUUCACAGGAUUAGAAGUAAAGGUCAUUUAUGUGCAAAGUGAUCACUGUGUGUACUGAAGUGGUGUGAUGAAAUAAAACGCCUGAGACAGUGUAGAUGCUUUUGCACAGUAACGGUUUUCUCUUGCUCUGGGAUGGGAGCUGGACUUUCCACAGGACAGGUUGGUGGCUGUGGCAUAACCAGUACUGUUGUUUUUUCUUUUGUUAGCUCUG
Poecile atricapillus (Black-capped chickadee) is the source of this 3470-nucleotide messenger RNA. RefSeq names its product neuronal vesicle trafficking associated 1 (gene NSG1). Gene Ontology annotation, molecular function: clathrin light chain binding. Lineage: Eukaryota; Metazoa; Chordata; Aves; Passeriformes; Paridae. Bases 360 to 917 code for a protein of 185 amino acids. Gene Ontology annotation, biological process: G protein-coupled dopamine receptor signaling pathway; endosomal transport; clathrin coat assembly. The transcript is spliced from 5 exons. Gene Ontology annotation, cellular component: membrane; endosome. The record is from RefSeq and is a predicted model, not a curated record.